Messenger RNA from Nicotiana attenuata, 1483 nucleotides. Its product is annotated as vinorine synthase-like. The coding region runs from base 1 to 1188 and encodes 395 amino acids. The transcript is spliced from 2 exons. The record is from RefSeq and is a predicted model, not a curated record. Lineage: Eukaryota; Viridiplantae; Streptophyta; Magnoliopsida; Solanales; Solanaceae.
AUGGAAUUAAUCUCCCAAGAAUUCAUCAGACCUGUUUCUCCCACUCCCAAUCACCUAAAAUCCUAUGAUUAUUCCCUUCACGAUCAGUUUUCUCCUACAAAUUACAUCCCUAUACUUCUAUAUUACCCUCCUCCACAACUUGGCGAGGAUAACCAAAACCCAAAUGCUAUCAAUUCAACAAGAUUAAAGCAGUUGAAGAAAUCCUUGUCUCAAGUUCUUGCUCAUUAUUACCCUUUGGCAGGAAGACUUGGAAAAAACAAUACUUCAGUGGAUUGCAACGAUGAAGGUGUGCCAUUUAUCGAGGCAUUUGUGCACAAUCAACGCUUGGAAGACAUUCUCAUGAGAAUGGUUAUCGGAAUUUCAGCUACCCACAAAAUAUUUGAUGCUUCUUCUGUAUUGACAUUCCUAACUGACUGGUCUGCUUUGGCACGCCAAGACAAUCCCAACUUUGUGCUCACACAACUUGUUCCCAUUGCAACGCUCGUACCAUCAUCUACUGAAGUACCACCCGUACCAGAUGGUGAAGCCGUUAUAUCUCGGGAGCCAUGUCGUACCAACAUUUAUGUUUUUAACUCUUCUAGUAUUGCAAAUCUCAAGAUUAAGGGGUCAAGUGAGAACAUACCAAUACCUUCGCGUGUAGAAGUAGUGACAAGUAUUUUGUGGAAGUGCCUAACAGCAAACUCCAAAAAGCCAUCUUUUCUAACUCAUGUAGUAAAUUUGAGGAAACGAGUUGACCCUCCAUUGCAUGCUCACCAUAUUGGAAACUUCGUAUGGUUACUUUUAGCAUCUAAGCAUGAGAGUGAGGAAGAUAUAGCUAGCAUGGUGGUUUCAAUACGAAAAGGGUUAUUCGAGUUGGAUAAUAACUAUGUGAAGAGAUUGAAGGGGGAUAAGGCCGUGGAAACUAUUAGGGACGGUAUAAGCUUGCUGAUCAGUGGCAUAAAGGAUGUGGAUUUCAAUCAAUUUACUAGCUGGUGUGGUUACACAUUUUAUGAUGUAGAUUUUGGGUGGGGGAAGCCAAUUUUGUUUUGUACAAUUGAGCCAAAAUUGAAGAAUACGACAAUAUUAUUAGAUACCAAGGAUGGUGGAGUGGAAGCUUGGGUUACUUUGGGCGAAGAAGACAUGAAAAUGUUUGAGAAAAAUAAAGAGUUGUUAAAUUAUGCAACUCUCAAGGCCAGUCACCCUACCUAGACUAGACACACAAAGAAAGAAUGAUACAGAAAUUGCUAAUGCGCUGCUACAAUUCAGUUAUUGCAUUUGAGUUGGACUCUUCCAAUAAGAUUCAAUAGAUAUCUGUAGGAAUACUUCUUUUACUUUGUAGCACUUAAAAAUUUUCUACCAACCUUCCAAUUGCACAAAGCGGAGUCUGGCUAGUACAUCAAAGUGGUUUAAGUCAGGAAAGAGUAGUACGCGCACUGUGUUGAUGACAAUUGACGUGCUUUGGGAUUUAUGUGAAAUACAAAGGUUCGGUAUAUGUUAACUCAUG